Molecule: messenger RNA, 1779 nt
Organism: Daktulosphaira vitifoliae (grape phylloxera)
Lineage: Eukaryota; Metazoa; Arthropoda; Insecta; Hemiptera; Phylloxeridae
Product: sodium channel protein Nach-like
Exons: 10
Coding region: 70-1614 (514 amino acids)
Biological process (GO): sodium ion transmembrane transport
Cellular component (GO): membrane
Molecular function (GO): ligand-gated sodium channel activity
Source: RefSeq, a predicted model, not a curated record
GUCAUUACUGAAACAGAAAUACAACAACAAUAUUGUCUAAAAAAUAUCGCUAUAGAAAAAAUAUUUACUAUGUUUGACAAUUUGAACAAUAUUGAGAAACCCGUAUUACCAAAGACAAAAUUAUUAAAAUUAAGCUGGCGACAUCAAUUCAACGAAUUUUUUAACAAAAGUACACUGCAUGGCGUUAGAUAUAUAGCUCAAUCUGAUCGCCCACUUCACGAACGAUUUAUGUGGUUCAGUUUUUUGUCAGUGGGAAUCGUAAUUACUUCAAUCAUUAUAGUAUCACUAUGGGAAAAAUUUCAAACCAGUCCAACUAUAACUGGACUCGAUACUGAUUUUCAUAAUUGGGAUGUUCAAUUUCCAGCUAUUACUAUAUGUCCAAAGAAACCUAUAAUGGAUGAAAAACUACAAGAAUAUGUUAACAGUAUUUAUGGAAACGAUACUGAAGAAGAGAUCCUAGAUAAAUUUACUCAAUUUGUAACUGAAGUGGCAUCAUUUUCCUACAGCAAUAUAAAAAAUUUUGAAGUACUAGCAGAAAAUAAAUGGUUGCCAAGAGAACAUUUAAAAGAUAUCGCUUACAAGGUGGUUUACCACUGUGAAGAUUUACUAUAUGGCUGCGUGUUCAAAGGCGAACCAUACAAUUGCUGUAUUGGUUUUGAGCCAACAUUCACGGAAUAUGGAUUGUGUUAUAGUUUUAACGCUCGACAUGUUCAAUUAGACUGGCCUUGGAUACCUGAAAACUAUACAAAACUAAAGACGGAAUACGUUUUUGAAACUGAUACAAAGUUAGCUCUUUCGUUUAACAUGGAAAAUGUCACAAAAAAUCCACUUAAAAUAUUUAUACACAGUACAGAGGACAUGUUGAUUAUAGACUCAUCGCCUCAGCAUUUGUGGACACGAAGGAUAGCUAAGAUAUAUUUUGAUAGUAAGCAGACUUACACAACUGAUGGCGCCCGACAGUUAACAAUUAAACAAAGAAAAUGCGUUUUUCCUGAUGAAAUACCCCUAGUUACUGAUUAUAUUUAUACAUUCAGUGCUUGCAUGACACAAUGUCGAAUGGAUAAAACAAGACACAUAUGCGGCUGUGUGCCUUGGUUCUAUAAGAAAAUAAAGGGCUACAAACAUUGCAAUUUAGAUGGUCUUGCUUGUAUCGCAAAAAAUCUUGAAUAUGUUCUCAAUGGACUCACUUGCUCAUGUGAAUUAGGAUGCAUGAAUACGGUAUAUGAAGUUGAAAAACUUCAAGACGCCCAGGCUGAUUUGAUUGACGAACCUUUGGAAAUCAGUUUUGUUUCUUGGCCUAUGGUUAGAUACAGAAGAGAAGUUCUUUUCGGUUGGGUAGAUUUGCUUGUUGCAUUUGGUGGCAUUGCUGGUUUAUUUUUAGGUUUCAGUUUAUUAAGUGGAGUAGAAAUUUUGUAUUAUUUCACUUUGAGAGCAUGUUGUAUGGUUAACAGUAAUUCUGAAGAACUAGAAAAAUUAAAUGAAGAGUAUGAACAUUAUAAUCAACCUGAAAUUGAUUUAGGUCUGAAACCACUAUGGGCUGAUAAUGAACCACCAAAGACCAAACAAAAUUUGAAUAAGAAAAUUGAUCCCUUUGUAUUACCAUUUUUACCAUAAAAUAUUAGUAAAUAAAAACAAAAUUCAGGUUCAAUUAAAAUUUUAUAGAAAUUUAGAAGAUUUUUUGUAUUAAUGUAACAAAUUAUAAAUAAAACAAAUCACUAAGUAACAUAUGUUUAUAACUAAAAAAUAUAUAUCCUAAAUAUAUUUAAAUAUAAAUUAUUA